CUCGAGCUUUUGGAUUUACAUGGUAUUUGUUUCGUCCAAAUGGCCUCCCCUCCCAUUUGGUUGUGCUCUCCCAUGCCUAUAAGAGAAGCCAUUUCCCAUUUCCUAUCUCAUUGUGCAAGUCAUCAUCACAUUACUUACAACAACAGAACACAUAGAGAGGUCGAGAGUGAGGGAGAUAUUGAGAUGGGAGACAAGGUUGCUCCAUGCGGGAGGCUGUGCUCAGGGCUCAAGAACGUGAAGCCUUACUUGGCAAUGGUGUCCCUGCAGUUCGGUUAUGCCGGGAUGUACAUAAUCACCAAGAUCUCCCUAAAUCACGGGAUGAGCCACUUUGUGUUGGUGGUCUAUCGGCAUGCAGUUGCCACUGUCGUGAUCGCACCGUUUGCCCUUGUUCUUGAAAGGAAAAUAAGACCGAAGAUGACACUCCCAAUCUUUCUGAGGAUAAUGGCGCUUGGUUUCAUCGAGCCAGUGGUGGAUCAGAAUUUAUACUUCCUGGGAAUGAAGUACACUUCAGCGACAUUUGCAUCUGCAACUGUCAACGUCCUCCCUGCUGUUACCUUCAUUAUGGCCCUCAUCUUCAGGCUAGAAACAGUGAACAUUAAGAAGAUACAGAGCUUGGCAAAAGUGAUCGGGACGGCGGUAACCGUGACAGGGGCGAUGGUGAUGACCCUGUACAAAGGCCCCAUCGUAGACUUCAUGCGGUCAAGGGGCAUGGGCCACCACGAUGGAGCCGCCACCUCGGAGUCAGCCGACAAGCACUGGGUCACCGGGACCCUGAUGCUCUUGGCCAGUUGCUGCUGUUGGUCCAGCUUCUUUAUUUUGCAGUCAUUUACACUGAAGAAGUACCCGGCAGAGCUAUCAUUGACUGCGCUAAUUUGCGUGAUGGGGACGGUGGAAGGGGCGGUCACGACCUUAAUUUUUGAACGUGACAUGAGUGUCUGGGUCAUCGGAUGGGACUCCAAGCUCGUCGCCGUCGUCUACUCCGGAGUGGUAUGCUCGGGAAUAGCGUAUUACGUGCAAGGAGUAGUGAUAAGGGAACGUGGGCCCGUCUUCACGACAUCUUUCAGCCCACUUUGCAUGAUCAUCACCGCCGCUUUGGGCUCUGUCGUCCUUGCUGAGAAGGUCCACUUGGGCAGCAUCAUCGGAUCAAUCUUCAUCGUGUUCGGUCUUUACACCGUUGCCUGGGGCAAGAGCAAAGACCAGAGAAGUCCACCGGACCGUGUGGAUGACGAGAAAGUCGCUUCCCUGCAUGAGCUCCCAGUCACCCACAUCAGAUCGGUCAAGAAUGGCCUCAAAGCACCAGAGGCUGUUGAUAGAUCGACGGUGGGUUCGGACAACGUUGUCGUUCCAUAGAAUAUUUGAUUGGCCCGUUAUUCCGAGUAUUGACGAUAGAUUAUUUUCACAAUAUAAAGUAUGGUCAUCAUCAAUUUUAUGUAUUUGUCCCUUUUCAAGGGAACGAGCACGGGUGAUAAUCUGUGGAAAGUAUCUCAACUCAAUUUGUAUCCGACCAAGGAUCGUACUAUUAUUCCAUAUUCCCGUCUUCUGCAAUCUAGUCA
This is a messenger RNA of Punica granatum (pomegranate), 1553 nucleotides long. The record is from RefSeq and is a predicted model, not a curated record. NCBI's taxonomy places the organism in Eukaryota, Viridiplantae, Streptophyta, Magnoliopsida, Myrtales, Lythraceae.